UUAUUUGUCCAUUGCCGUAACCGCGCGCACUCACGUUGGUUGCGCGCGUCCGUUUUUUGGACAGGCGAAUGCCCUCUUCUCAGCUCUGCUUGGGUGUGGCUGUUUGAGAGAUGGACUUUUUUUCAUCCGAAGUGGGACUGUAGGCAUUUGUGGGAAAUAAACAAGAAAUUCGGCCUUUUCUGCCAUGAGAGUUGAACAACAGAGUGAACAUGGGGAAAACAACGAAUUCGGUCAGCCAGGGGGACAUCAGCCAUGCUGUUGGACUGCUGACCACACAGCCUCCAGAGGAGGGCCAGGGGACUGAGGAAACCGCAGACACAGAAGCCAACAGGGAGACUCAGAAAAGGACUCCACCUAAAGAUGACCUUCAGACAGCCAUCGAGCUCAGCUUGCAAGAAUCCCAGUCAGAGGAGAUCGAGCUCAACAGGGCACUGGACGCCAGCGUGGAGGACAGGGCUGCACGAGUGAAGAGGAAGUGCUGCGAGGCCCAGGGAGCGAGCUGCAGCCCUGCAGACUGGAUCCGCCAGGAUGAGUGGCCUGUGGGCAUCCACAACAUGGGCAACACCUGCUGGUUCAGUGCCGUCAUACAGUCCCUGUUCCACCUGCCCGUGUUCCGCAAAUUGGUACUGAACUACUGCCUGUCAGAGCGAAUCCUGGAGAAGUGUAAGAGCCACUCGGACAAGAGGAACAUAGCCUUCAUGCAGGAGCUGCGCUGUCUCUUUGCUCUCAUGGUGGGCUCCACUCGCAGGUUUGUGGACCCGUCUGCUGCCGUCGAGCUUUUGAGAGAGGCUUUCAGAUCCACGGAGGCCCAACAGGUACACACUGAGGCCCAACAGGAUGUGAGUGAGUUCACCCACAAACUCCUUGACUGGCUUGAAGAUGCCUUUCAGCUGGCUGCCAAUGGAAACAGCCUGGAAGAUAAAAAAGAAAAUCCAAUGGUUCAGCUUUUCUAUGGGACGUUUGUAGCAGAGAGAACACAUGAGGGCAAGACCUUAUCCAACAUCGAGCAGUUUGGCCAGUACCCCUUACAAGUGAACGGUUUCAACAACUUGGAGGAAUGUCUGGAAGGUGCCAUGGUAGAAGGGGAGAUUGAAGCCCUCCAUCCGGAUCAAACCAUUUCAUCUGGCAGCAAGAGAUGGUUCUCAAAGUUACCACCAGUGUUGACCUUUGAACUGUCCAGGUUUGAGUUCAACCAGUCGUUAGGACGCCCAGAGAAGAUUCACAAGAAACUGGAGUUCCCACAAAUAAUUUAUAUGGACAGAUACCUUCACAAGAACAAUGAGCAGACCCACAACAGGAGAGGAGAGGUGAAGCAACUGAAGGAGCAUCUCACAGUCCUGCAGCAGAAACUGGAAUGCUACAGAAACUAUGGCUCCGGGCCGACAAACUAUCCCCUGGCAGACAUGUUACAGUACAUGUUGGAGUUCGCCUGCACUAAGCCCACCAGUGUGUCCCCUGCUGAAGACGCGAGGCUGGCUGCAUCUUCCCCCACUCCGCCCAGCAGCAACCCCCAGCACACAGACGCCAACCCUGACGAUACCAGUCAGUGUCAUGAGCCAGGAGACGCAGGCCCGUCCGACAGCUCCACCUGUCAGCAGAAGCCCUCCUCGAGCCAGAGGACGCCCAUCUACAAGCCCUUCACCCAGUGCAGACCCCCCAUGGACGCCCCACCUCACCCCGCCCCCCACAGUGUGACGGAGGAGGAGCUGCGCUUCGUCAAGACCUGCCUGCAACGCUGGAGGACAGAGAUGGAGAACAACAUGAACGAGCUAAAGGCCAGCAUCGACAGGGUCAGCCAAGCGCUGGAGGGCAUGUACUCGGAUAACAGCCUGUGUCAGGUGCCGUACAGGCUUCACGCUGUCCUCGUCCACGAGGGCCAAGCCUCGGCCGGCCACUACUGGGCCUAUAUCUACGACCACAGCAACCAGUGCUGGAUGAAGUACAACGACGUCAUCGUCAGCGAGUCCUCCUGGGAGGAGCUGGUCAAGGACUCGUACGGAGGCAUGACCAACGCCAGCGCCUAUUGUCUCAUGUAUAUCGACGACAGGCUGCCUCACCUAAUUGCAGAAGACACAGAUGAUGAGACGGGCCAGGUCAUGCAGGGCAUGGACUCUUUGCCACCCAUCCUCGGGCACUACGUGCGCGAGGACAACCGCUGGUUCCAGCAAGAGCUCAGGGAGUGGGAAGAGCAGUUUUACCAGCCGCCACAGCAGGAGCCGGCCGCUCCCACAGCUGCCUCCACCUCCACUCGUGUUCCCAGUAAAGAAAAAGACGAGCCAGCAGAACCAGUCCCCAAACCUGGACCUGCCCGGGAACCCACUGGGGAGCAGGGACAGGAACCAGAGGCAGAGUCGGCUGUUGAACCGGCAGUGGAUUCUGAAGAGCCUGUCCCAACAAGCCAGCCCCAGUCCCCGGUCCCUGUGUCCCUGGAGAACGCUGGCAGCAGCCCAGAGGAGAGCGACCACCAGUCUGUCACUGUCACGCCAGAGCCCUGCCAACAUACCAGCGAGGACAAGGAGGGCCAGCAACACCGUCAAGUGGGCAGGCAGCUCCCCCCACCACAGUCUCCCAGCCCUGCAGCAGAGAUGAAUGGCCAGGCCCAGACUGCAGCUGUGACCCCUGACCCCUCCACUGAGACCGACAGCGAGCCUGAGGUCAGAGAGGCAGGGGCGGAAGCUGCAGAAGCGCCCGACACCCAGGCAGACGGCGAGGAUGGUCAGGACGCCCCGCCGGCGACCAGACGCCGGCAGCAGCAACCAGAGAACGUGGUGUCGGAGGUGGAGAUCCCCAACGUGGGCAGGAUCCUGGUGCAGGCUGACAAUGACGGCUACAAUGAAGAGAUGAUGCUCACUCCAGCUAUGCAGGGAAUCAUUAUGGCCAUAGCCAAAGCCAGACAGGCAUUCGACAAUGAAGGCCCUGAGGCUGGCCUCAUCAAGGCGUUCCAGGAGGAGUACUCCCGUCUGUUUGAGUUGUCCCAGGAGGAGACCACUGCCCAGCAGGACCCACGCCUGCACCACGCCCUGGUCUACUUCUUCCAGAACCAGGCGCCCAAUCGCGUCAUCGAGAGGACCCUGCUGAAUGGCUUCACCGACCGCAACCUCAGCUUCGACAACAGGUCCAUCAGUAUCAUGAGAGAGGCCCGCGCCAAACUACGCCUCAUCAAGCCAGAGGAUAUGGAUAUGGAGGAAUAUAUGCAAUGGCAUGACGACUACAGCCUGUUCCGGACAGUGUUUGUCUACCUGCUGACGGGCUUGGAACAGUACCAGCAUGGAAAGGUGAGCGAGGCGCUGAAUUACCUCAACCACGCCUACAAAGACAACACCAUGCUACUGAGAAGAGGGGAGAAGAGAGGGGUGGAGCAGUCGCUUAUUGCACUUUACAGGAGGAGAUGUCUCAAAGAAGUGAAUGACAAUGCGGCCACCCUGUUCAGGAGCGGCGAGGUGAGCGGCGUGGAGGAGGGCGUGAUCAUCAUGAACGAGGCGGUUAUCCCCUGCAUGCACCUGAUGAGCCGGCCGGACAUGGUCAGCCAGGAGGACCUGGACACAAUGGAGGCUAUCCGCAGCCACUGGUGCUCCUACCUGGAAAUGGACCUGGAUGACUCCCUACAGUUAAAGCUGGGCGAGUUUCUGCCCAGGGUUCUGGACUGCUCAACAGAGAGGGUGGUCUUAAAAGAUCCACCAACGGUGCGCUCCAAAGUGCCCCAUGACCUGUGCAGCCGCCUGGCCGCCAUCAUGGAGUCCAUCACCAACACCUCCGUGGUCUCUGUCAAGUAAGACCAAGGGGUCAGAGGUCAGCUUCUGAGAUUAAUGGUCAGGACAGGUACGCUAGCUGACCACCGCUAACGUUUUAUCCUCAUGUAGAGUUGACAAACACUGGAAUUUUGCGUAGUAGUGCAAAGUAGUUUUUUAUAUUACUUUGUAAUGUGCUUUUGCCAUAUUUUUCUAAAUCAGAGCAUUAAGUAGAUUCUGAGUGAUUUGAGGCAGAGUUUAUACGAUCAUAUGAUACUCACAGACACAUUAAGAGGAGAGAUAGAGAAAUGUCUUUAUGCAUUAAUAAGGUAUUAUUGUUUUGAACCUAUUAGGUGUGUUUUAAGAAAGUGAAAACACAAGAAAUAAGAGCAUUUUUUUAAUGGUUUCUUAGAUAUUUUACAUGUACCAUGAUACAUUAGCAUUGCAGUGAACAACAGGCUCUUGAAGAUUUAGGUGUUUAGAAAUUCAGCUUCCUUUGUCUCGUUUUGUAUUCUCCUGUUUAUAUAUGUAAGCCUUUCCUUCCACUCCUGUUUUCCACUUCUUGAAAACUGUGUUGAUGCUCAAUAAACUUUCUGUUCUUUCGGUU
This is a messenger RNA of Salmo salar (Atlantic salmon), 4335 nucleotides long. Its product is annotated as ubiquitin carboxyl-terminal hydrolase 28. Gene Ontology annotation, biological process: DNA damage checkpoint signaling; proteasome-mediated ubiquitin-dependent protein catabolic process; regulation of proteasomal protein catabolic process. The record is from RefSeq and is a predicted model, not a curated record. Lineage: Eukaryota; Metazoa; Chordata; Actinopteri; Salmoniformes; Salmonidae. Gene Ontology annotation, cellular component: cytosol; nucleus. Gene Ontology annotation, molecular function: proteasome binding; cysteine-type deubiquitinase activity.